GUGAAGCGAGAUGUCCAGGAAAAUGAUGAGGAAGCGGUGCAAGUCAAAGAGCAGAGCAUCCUGGAGCUGGGGUCGCUUUUGGCCAAGACCGGGCAGGCAGAAGAGCUGGGAGGGCUCCUGAAGUACGUCCGACCCUUCCUGAACUCCAUCAGCAAAGCAAAGGCAGCCCGUUUAGUCCGGUCCCUGCUCGAUCUCUUCCUCGACAUGGAGGCUGCAACAGGACAGGAGGUUGACCUGUGUUUAGAGUGUAUUGAAUGGGCCAAAUCAGAGAAGAGGACUUUCCUACGCCAGGCUCUGGAGGCCAGGCUGGUCUCUUUGUACUUCGACACCAAGAGGUACCAGGAAGCGCUGCAGCUGGGCUCCCAGCUCCUUCGGGAAUUGAAAAAGAUGGACGACAAGGCGUUGCUGGUGGAAGUGCAGCUGUUAGAAAGUAAGACUUACCAUGCCCUGAGCAACCUGCCAAAAGCAAGAGCAGCCUUAACCUCAGCGCGGACUACGGCCAACGCCAUCUACUGCCCUCCCAAGCUGCAGGCGGCGUUAGACAUGCAGUCAGGUAUUAUUCAUGCAGCAGAAGAGAAGGACUGGAAAACAGCCUAUUCAUAUUUUUACGAGGCGUUUGAGGGAUAUGAUUCAAUUGACAACCCAAAAGCCAUCACUGCGCUGAAAUACAUGUUGCUGUGCAAAAUCAUGCUGAACAUCCCAGAAGAUGUGCAAGCGUUAGUGAGUGGGAAGCUUGCUCUGCGGUAUGCAGGAAGACAGACAGAAGCACUAAAAUGUGUGGCACAGGCCAGUAAGAACCGGUCGUUGGCAGAUUUUGAGAAGGCUCUGACAGACUACAAGGUGGAGCUCAGGGACGACCCCAUCAUAAACACUCACCUGGCUAAGCUCUACGAUAACUUAUUGGAACAGAAUCUGAUCAGAGUCAUCGAACCCUUCUCCAGAGUACAGAUUGAACACAUAUCCAGCCUCAUCAAGCUCUCAAAGGCUGAGGUAGAAAGGAAACUGUCACAGAUGAUCUUGGACAAGAAAUUUCACGGCAUCCUUGACCAAGGCGAGGGAGUCCUCAUCAUCUUCGACGAACCCCCCGUAGACAAAACCUAUGAAGCUGCCCUCGAGACUAUUCAGAACAUGAGCAAAGUAGUGGAUUCGCUCUACAACAAAGCCAAGAAGCUGACAUAGAGUUGAAUUUGCUAAGCUGUCAUUUGGAGAGUGUGUGUGACAGGAGAGUGAAACCUUUGGGAAAAUGUUAGGAGACUUUUUUUUUUUUUCCUUUUUUUUUUUUUUUUUGGUUUUUUUUUUCUUCUUCUUUGUUCUACUUUUCGCUCGGAAAGUUUUUAAACUUCCUCAUCCGGUGCAUCUUGUAAUUCCAUACGAUGCGUGUUCCAGUUUCCAUGUAAUCUUUACUGGCCGAACUUUGUAUCUGGGGGGGGAAUAUUGUUUAAACAAAGAGGGUAUUCUAAAUAAAAGGAAAAAGGCUUACACUA
Calidris pugnax (ruff) is the source of this 1484-nucleotide messenger RNA. RefSeq names its product proteasome 26S subunit, non-ATPase 11 (gene PSMD11). Gene Ontology annotation, molecular function: protein binding; structural molecule activity. Gene Ontology annotation, biological process: ubiquitin-dependent protein catabolic process. Bases 205 to 1179 code for a protein of 324 amino acids. The record is from RefSeq and is a predicted model, not a curated record. Gene Ontology annotation, cellular component: proteasome regulatory particle, lid subcomplex. NCBI's taxonomy places the organism in Eukaryota, Metazoa, Chordata, Aves, Charadriiformes, Scolopacidae. The transcript has 13 exons.